Hyalella azteca is the source of this 2080-nucleotide messenger RNA. RefSeq names its product acyl-protein thioesterase 1 (gene Apt1). The record is from RefSeq and is a predicted model, not a curated record. Gene Ontology annotation, molecular function: palmitoyl-(protein) hydrolase activity; carboxylic ester hydrolase activity. Lineage: Eukaryota; Metazoa; Arthropoda; Malacostraca; Amphipoda; Hyalellidae. Gene Ontology annotation, cellular component: cytoplasm. Gene Ontology annotation, biological process: protein depalmitoylation. The transcript is spliced from 7 exons. The coding region runs from base 113 to 790 and encodes 225 amino acids.
CUUGGCUGUUAACAUUUAUAACUAUAAUACAAGAAUAUUCUGAAAAGUUACAAAUUUUUGAGCAAAGUUUGAAGCAGACUUCAUACAUUUUUCAAAUCUUGCUGAUUGUCUUAUGGGGGAGAGUUCAUCCAAGAUGGCUGCUCCUGUCAUCCUUAAUGCUACUGCCAAGCACUCAGCCACUAUAAUCUUCCUGCAUGGCCUUGGAGACACUGGACAUGGCUGGGCGAGUGCCAUGGGAGAAGUCAGCAUGCCACACAUCAAAGUCAUCUGUCCAACUGCCCCUGUGAUGCCGGUGACGCUGAACGCUGGCUUCAAGAUGCCUUCUUGGUUCGAUCUGACGUCUCUGGAGUUGGAUGGACCGGAAGAUACUCAGGGCAUCAAGGCUGCUCGGGACAAAAUCCACCAGCUUAUUUCUCAGGAGGUUCAGAGCGGCAUCCCAUCGUCGCGCAUUAUGCUGGGAGGUUUCAGUCAGGGCGGGGCGCUCUCUCUGUACUCUGCCUUCACCCACAAGGAGCCUCUGGCUGGCGUUAUUGCGCUCUCCUGCUGGCUGCCGCUCAGGGCAGAGUUUCCUCAAGCGGCUGUAGGAAACCUUGACACCCACAUUCUGCAGUGUCAUGGCGACUGCGAUCCUGUGGUGCCCUACAAGUUUGGUCAGAUCUCUUCUUGUCUCGUCAAGAAAUUUGCUCCCAACAUCGACUUCAAGACUAUUCCUGGCAUGAUGCAUUCUAGCUCUGAAACUGAAAUGAAAUCAGUGAAGGAAUUCAUCAGAGCGCGUUUGCCGGAUUUAUAAGAACUGCUCUGCUAACAUCAAGCAGUUGACCAGCGCCAUCUUUUGGGAGGCUUGUCUUGUCUGCUGAGGGCCUCUCUGUUGUCUGCUGAGGGCCUCUCUGUUGUCUGCUGAGGGCCUCUCUGUUGUCUGCUGAGGGCCUCUCUGUUAUCCACUGAUAGCCUCUCUCUGUUGUCUGGCUUUUUCUACUGCAAACUCCCCUUCAUUAUCCUCACCCCGGCCAGUAAACUGUUUGAUGUCCCUUAAAACUACCUCUCUUAGAACCUGCUCAAACUUUUAUCCGUGAUCACAGAUACAAUGUUCUUAUGCUAUAUUUCAUGCCAAACUAAUUGCCUGUUGUAUUUAAUUUUUCCGCAAUUUCACCGACCCUGAGCGAAUAUUCCACUCGCAGACUGGCAUUUAUUUCAAGGAUGUUCCCCUCAAGCUUUCUUCAGGAUUAUCAAAAGCCUCAAUUACAUGGAAUAAUAUUUAAUUUGAAUGCAGUGUUCCUGCUCUCCGUUUGUUGUUGACAACGCAGUGACCUCUGAAUUUAGGUGAUUUUUAUUGUGGUUAUGUAGAGUUAAUUUUUGCUUCAAGGAUCAUUACAGCUUUUGAGUUAUCGAACGUGCGAAUUGUUCAGGUGUUGUCUCUUUAAAGUUUGGAGAACUUCAGUAAUCAUGCUGUACAAAGUUUGUAGUCUGAAAUUUCAUACAAUAUUUCGCCUACUGCCACUUAUUUCGUUUGUUGCAAGUAAAAACAUUUGCUUCAUGUUAUAAAUGUUCUGCUUGUAAUUACAUAAAUUCCCAGAACUGCCAGUUAUUUCAUUAACUAUAAGUAUGCAUUGGCUGCAAGUAACAACCUGCAUUUGCAGUUUUUACAUGAUCUGUAAGUAGCCACUUGUACCUCGAAUUAUGAUUUACUUCUGCCUCGACCUGGACAACGCUCACCACUCAGACAUGCGUUUGGUUACAAUCUUUAUCUCAAUAUAUCACGUUUUUCAGUGUAACUAUACCAUCUCGAAUUAUUUUGAUCUAUAAAAGUUCUGAUCUCACUAUAUCGUGAAUCUCAAUCCGCAUAAGUUUCAGUAAUGUGAAAAUUUUCCGCGAUUUUCAGUCUAUGUGAAAAUUUACCGCGAUAUCGAGCUGUAACAUGAACUACAACUGCAAGUAAUUGAAGGCUAUGUGCAUAUCUUACAAGAACUAUUAUAAAGCGUUACAAAAUCUAUUUACAAGUGUUGCAAGAACUAUGUAACGCUUGGCUUCCUGUCUGGACCUAUAACGGUCAAAUGAUUUGGCCCCGCAAUUAACGUGUAUU